Molecule: messenger RNA, 969 nt
Organism: Corylus avellana
Lineage: Eukaryota; Viridiplantae; Streptophyta; Magnoliopsida; Fagales; Betulaceae
Source: RefSeq, a predicted model, not a curated record
AUGAAAUUUGGGUAUUUGGCUCUCUUUCUCCUCCUCCUUCAUUUGGAGUUAUCGGCCAUUGAACCUGUUACUGCGGCUGCUAAUUACUCUGAGGACUACUACGAGGACACAUGUCCGGAUGUUGUGGACAUCAUCAACCAAAAGGUGGACGCCUGGAUUGAGAAGGAUUUCACCUUGGCUGCAAGCCUCAUUCGUUUGCAAUUCCACGACUGUGCUGUUAGGGGAUGCGACAGAUCCAUUUUGCUGAACUCUACAGCAAGCGAGAGGACAACAUCUGUCAGCAGUACUGUAAGAGGUUACCAAGUGAUUGACGAAAUCAAGGCAGCGGUUGAGGAGAGUUGCCCCAGAACCGUCUCUUGCGCCGACAUUCUCCUCGGCGCCGCGAGAGAGGCCAGCCUUUUUAUCAAAGGCCCCUUUUGGCCAGUCCCGUUCGGGCGCAAAGAUGGGAUAGUUUCCAUAGACACAGAAGCCGAAAGGGUCCCUCAUGGGCAUGAAAAUGUCACCACCUUGAUCAAUUUUUUCAAAUCUAAACGUUUAGACAUGCAAGAUUUGAUCACUCUCUCCGGAGCGCACACCAUCGGGGGAGCUUCCUGCGGUACAUUUAUAAACAGGGUCAACAACUUCAAUGGAAUCGGAAAGCCUGAUCCCUCACUCGAUGCCACAUACAUGAAUAUGUUGAAGAAAAGAUGUAGCCGCUCAACGGACCUUGUUAAUCUCGAUGUAACAACUCCAAGGACAUUUGACACUGUUUAUUACAAAAAUCUUCAAACAAAGAAAGGAUUGUUAACAACAGAUCAAGAACUCUAUAUGGAUCCAAGAACGGCUCCCUUGGUGAAUACAAUGGUGUCGUCUCAACCCGGAACCUUCGAGGAGCUAUUUUCGGAUGCAAUGGUAAAGCUUGGGAACAUCAGAGUUCUUACUGGGAAUGAAGGUGAAGUUCGCGUGAAUUGCAAUCUCGUCAACAGUUAG